Poecilia latipinna (sailfin molly) is the source of this 679-nucleotide messenger RNA. Its product is annotated as nuclear factor 1 A-type-like. The annotation marks the transcript as partial. The transcript has 6 exons. NCBI's taxonomy places the organism in Eukaryota, Metazoa, Chordata, Actinopteri, Cyprinodontiformes, Poeciliidae. The record is from RefSeq and is a predicted model, not a curated record. Gene Ontology annotation, cellular component: nucleus. Gene Ontology annotation, biological process: regulation of transcription by RNA polymerase II. Gene Ontology annotation, molecular function: RNA polymerase II cis-regulatory region sequence-specific DNA binding; DNA-binding transcription factor activity, RNA polymerase II-specific.
AUGUGGACCCAGAAGUUCUUCUCUCCACCAGAACUGGCCCAAGCAGGAUCAGUGAACUCUUCCUCCUCCUCCUCUUCAUCUGCAGGUCACCUGGGAUUCCAGGAGAGCUUUGUCACACCUGGAGUCUUCACCGUGGCUGAACUCGUCCGAGUCUCCCAGACUCCCAUCGCGGCCGGAACCGGACCCAACUUCUCCCUGGCCGACCUGGACAGCUCCUCCUACUACAGCAUGAGUCCAGGAGCCAUGAGGAGGCCGCUGCCCAGCACCUCCUCCUCCAGCUCUGCCAAGAGGAUAAAGUGCAUGGAGGAGGACGUUGACAGUCCCGGCGAGGAGUCCUACUACCCGGGUCCGGGUCGGUCUCCGGGGAAUGGCGGCCAGGCCGGCAGCUGGCACGACGUGGAACCAGCUGGAUAUAAGCUACGCGGCUCUCUAGCUAGCUCGUUCAUCUCUCGACAAGCCAGCCCCCACGCCCCCCCCUCCGGCCUCCACUUCUCCUCCUCCCCCAUCCUGCAGCAGCCCGCCUCCUACUUCUCCCACCCGGCCAUCCGCUACCACCCACAGGAGACGCUCAAGGAGUUCGUCCAGCUGGUGUGUCCUGACUCCGCCCAGCAGGCCGGACAGGUGGGCCUCCUCACCGUAAGCGCACACACACACACACACACACACACACACACACACA